This is a messenger RNA of Thamnophis elegans (Western terrestrial garter snake), 753 nucleotides long. It is a transcript of the gene PARK7, whose product is annotated as Parkinsonism associated deglycase. Gene Ontology annotation, biological process: protein deglycation, glyoxal removal; guanine deglycation, glyoxal removal. Gene Ontology annotation, molecular function: protein deglycase activity. The transcript has a single exon. Bases 69 to 638 code for a protein of 189 amino acids. NCBI's taxonomy places the organism in Eukaryota, Metazoa, Chordata, Lepidosauria, Squamata, Natricidae. Gene Ontology annotation, cellular component: cytosol; nucleus. The record is from RefSeq and is a predicted model, not a curated record.
CAGCACCAGCCCUUCGGAGCGCCGCGCAGGGUCAGCGGAGCUCUAGCCGAGAUUGAGCGAUCAUCGCGAUGGGCUCCAAGCGAGCGCUGGUGAUUUUGGCCAAAGGGGCGGAAGAAAUGGAAACGGUCAUCCCGACGGAUCUCAUGCGCAGAGCAGGAAUUUCUGUGAUGGUAGCGGGAUUGUCUGGGAAGGAGCCUGUCCAGUGCAGCCGCGAUGUCGUGAUUUGUCCCAAUACGAGUUUGGAAGAAGCCAAGAAGAAGGGGCCUUAUGAUGUGGUGGUCCUGCCAGGGGGCAACCUGGGAGCUCAGAACUUGUCAGAUUCCCCCCUGGUGAAAGAGGUGCUGAAGGAUCAGGAGAGCAGGAAGGGCCUCAUUGCAGCCAUAUGCGCAGGUCCCACAGCUCUCCUCGCCCACAGAAUCAGCUUUGGAAGCAAAGUGACCACUCACCCCUUGGCCAAAGACAAGAUGAUGAGUGGAGAUCACUACAAAUACUCAGAGAAUCGGGUGGAAAAAGAUGGGCACAUCAUGACGAGCCGCGGAACGGGCACCAGUUUCGAAUUUGGCCUGGUGAUCGUGGAAACGCUGCUGGGGAAGGAAGUGGCCACCCAGACGAAGGCGCCUCUCGUCCUUAAGGACUAGGAGCAUGACACACCCAGAAAGCCUCUCCGGUUUCAUUUUUUACGACCAGGAGUUUUGGGGUUUUUUCCCUCAAUGGGCAAACCGUCAAAGGACCGGAGUACGGCUCUCCUUGUGG